Molecule: messenger RNA, 1053 nt
Organism: Brassicogethes aeneus
Lineage: Eukaryota; Metazoa; Arthropoda; Insecta; Coleoptera; Nitidulidae
Source: the annotation of a GenBank genome assembly
AUGUUAAGAACUAUUAGUUUUGUGUUAUUGGUAGCUGUUAUUAGGCCUGGAUGCAGUCAGUACUUAAAAAAAUUGCAGGAUAAUCACAAACCUCGAGAAUUAACUGACAGUGAAUUAAUAAAGAUAUCCGGUUUAUCAAAUCCAGGCCACAUUGACAAUGUUUUGGACAACAUACUGAUACCAAGAGUGGUUGGUACAAAAAAUCACAAAAAAGUUUUUGAUUAUAUAUCUAAAGAGUUGGAAGAUUUAGAUUGGCAUGUAGAAAUCGAUGAAUUUACAGACAACACGCCUAAAUUUGGCAAAUUGACGUUCAAAAAUAUUAUUGCCAAACUUAACCCUAAUGCAGAGAGGUACUUAACGCUUGCCUGUCACUAUGAUAGCAAGUAUUUUCCUAGCAAUGACUUUGUGGGAGCUACCGAUUCGGCUGUUCCCUGCGCAAUGCUGCUCAACUUAGCGCGCGUUCUGCGCAGCAAUCUUGAUGGCGUAAAAAACAACGAUUUGAGUCUGCAGCUGGUGUUUUUUGACGGGGAGGAGGCAUUCGUGAACUGGGGGCCCAAAGAUUCCAUCUACGGGGCCAGGCAUCUGGCGCAAACGUACCACGAUACGAACUCUGUCAGUCGCAGUUCCGGCGAGAAUGUAUCGCAGCUACAGAAAAUGGACAUGUUGGUUCUUCUGGACCUAAUUGGGCACAGGGACGCUUCUUUUUAUAGUUAUUUUCCGGAGACCGAAAAGUGGUAUGUCAGGAUGGCAAAUUUGGAGGAUAGAAUGAAAGAUUUGGGGCUGUUGAAGAAAUACGGCAACCAUGUUUAUUUUAAGAAGCAAAGGCAUUAUGGUGGUAUUGAGGAUGACCAUAUACCGUUCUUAAAGAGGGGGGUUCCAAUUUUACAUCUCAUCUCAUCCCCCUUCCCCCGAGCCUGGCACACCCCACAGGACAACAGGGAUAUAGUCGACAUGAAUGCGACAGAGAACAUUCAAAAAAUACUCAUGGCAUUUUUGGUGGAAUAUAUGAAUAUCCUUUUGGACAAUGGGAAUUUACCAGAAAAGGAGCUAUGA